This is a messenger RNA of Sycon ciliatum, 3424 nucleotides long. RefSeq names its product F-BAR and double SH3 domains protein 2-like. Bases 401 to 2623 code for a protein of 740 amino acids. Gene Ontology annotation, cellular component: recycling endosome; neuromuscular junction. Lineage: Eukaryota; Metazoa; Porifera; Calcarea; Leucosolenida; Sycettidae. The transcript has 15 exons. Gene Ontology annotation, molecular function: protein binding. Gene Ontology annotation, biological process: regulation of actin filament polymerization; neuromuscular synaptic transmission. The record is from RefSeq and is a predicted model, not a curated record.
CCGAAUGGGUGGAAGAAUGCGACUUGACUGUGGAGUGGUCCGUGUGGACGUGUGGUGUGUAUGUAUUGCGGAUCAGUCAGGAUAGAGCUGGGAAGAACGCGUUGACCAGUGACUUAUGUGGCACCUUGGCUUCUUUAGAAUAUUGUAUUUGUGUCAAAACUGGCCUGGCAGUGGCAAGCACAACCCACAAGGCCUCGCCAUGCCAGACGAUUGCUGAUGAACCGUAGCUGACUUGACUUGGAUGCAUGUUUUGUAGCUCUGCAGGCAUUCUUGAUGUCGUUGGUCCUUGUUUUGAGUAGAUUCCUGGCUUGAUUACCUUGCUUCGAGCGUAUAUUUCCAGUCUAUUUUCAUCAAUAUAAUAAUAGAAGUUGUUAGAUGGUGAGCUACUUCCGCUGGACCAAUGAGCAAGAGCAAAGCCGUUCAGGCUUGUCGCAGCAUCAACGCGGAUCAAACCCAAAAGUUACAGGCCAAGUUCCAUUUUGAACAGGACCUCUUUGAUGAUAUCAAAAAUUUUGCCAACAAAUGGAGUGCUUUGGAGAAGGAGUAUUCCCAGUCCCUCUCCCGUUUGGCUAAUCAAUUUAAAACGAAGCGGGAGUUACCGGUGACGCCAAUUCUUUCCGAUGAUCUCCUCGAUGCCGAGGAUUUCGAGACUGUAACUGAUGUUUGGAAGCUGACCCUUGAUAAGGUAGAUAACCUUGCAUCAUCACAUCAAACCCUCUCGGAGAAUAUAACAACAGAAGUCGUAGAAACAUGCAAGUCUCAGCUGAAGACACGACCGCCAGAGUCCAAAAAGCUUUUCGAAGUAUUAAAUAAUAUGCACGAUGACCUCUUCCAGUCCACACGCGGUUUGGCAAAGUCCAAGAAAGCCUAUUGUGAACUUGAGCAUGAAGCUGGUCUUUGUCGGCGCAAUGUUUCCGAGAUGCAAGACCGGCUUAGCAACAAGUCACAGCGGCGAUUCUUCGAGUCCAAAGCACAGCUCGAGAAGAAGUUCCAGGGUCUGGAGCAGAAGCUAGAUCUGAGUGAGAAACGCUCAACACAAGCCAGAAACGAGUAUCUACUAUCCAUAGCUAGCUGCAAUGCUGUCAAUGAACUCUUCUACAAGAAUGAGCUCCCGACCUUUAUCGAAUCGUUGGACGGCUCCAUAUAUGAUAAGUUCAAACACUGCCUGGAAUCCGUCGGUCGCAUGACAUCGGAAGCCGCGCAGAAGACGCGCAGUGACUUCGACACCGUAAGCGUGCAGGCGGCGCGCAUCCAGCGGGCCUACAACCACCAGUGCUACCUGUCAACGUGUCCAGUGCUGACGGAUGUAGUCAAGCAUGCCUACACACCGUACAAAGAAGACCCGAUCAACGCCGUGUCCAGAGAGCACGAAGGAGAUGUCAGCCUGACGCUAGAAGCGCGCAAGCUGACGUCGCGUGUGGCCCAGUGCAUGACCCUGGUAGAGACGAAGAGCAAGGAGGCAGCGGCCGUUGCUAACCUGCAGGAAACCUACACCAAGAGUCCAGAGCUUGGCUCAAUAGAGGCACGGAACACCGCUGAUGAACAAGUAUUCGACUUGAAGGAGUCCAUCCGGAAGCUGCACUUUGUGCAGCGCUCGUCAGAGGCACGGCUGGAUGUUAUGCGUGAGGUGGGCAUCAAUGUUGACGAAUGGUUACAGUCAGCGCUGCAGACUGAAAAGAGCCUGGGUGCGCCUAGAGAUAAAUUGGAUAUGGUCAGCUUGCAGGGCUCCACAAGCCCAACGCCGCGUGGCAGUAUGGCGUCGCUGGACCGCAUCGCCGCACGGUCCUUGAGAGAUACCUCGACCGAUAGCUUUGACGAUGAGUUUGACGAAGCGGAAGACGUUUACCCGGGCGAUGUGGUAGACCCGGACACGGUCAGCGAAUUCUCUACGUACGUUGCAAACGCCGUACGCCGUGCCAAUGUUCUCUACGACUACACGGCGCAGACUGACGAAGAGCUCUCCGUGCUCACCGGCCACGAAGUCACUGUCGUUCUCUCGUCGGGUGAUGGCUGGGUCAAGGUUGUAACUGCUGCAGGUGCAACAGGUUACAUUCCUGAGACCUACAUCCAGGAGGUUACCCCCAGCCGGCUAGGGCCGUCCGUGUCUAGGUCGGCUGUUCCAAUGUUUGAGGAGUUCCAGAUAGCAACUCCACCGAUAAAGUCACACCUCAGGUCGGCCUCUCCGGAUGCCUGUGAUCAGACUCUUGUCGCCGAUAUGGAUGCGGAUGCACAAGCCGCGGAUCAUUGUGCAGCGGCGCCAACAGACGUUGAUGUCACACUGGUGAAGAGCCUGUAUUCAUACGAAGCCAUGGAGGCCGAGGAGCUGUCGUUUGAGGCCGGCGCCAUCAUCCGCUUACUGCGUAAGGACGACGGCGUGGACGACGGCUGGUGGGAAGGUGAACUGAACGGCGCCGUCGGCGUUUUCCCCUCGGUUGUUGUGGAGGAGCUGUCGGCCGAAGAGACGGCUCAAGCACUUGCAACCACAUCUGACCCAGAUCAAACUCCUAUAGUGGAGCGAGCAGACCCGUUUGCAGUCGAGUUGCCGACGGGUGGAUCUGCCGCAGCCUCCACCAGCGUCACUGCCACCACCACUGCCUCGUUCCCUGAAGAUGACUAUGUGUAGUCCAGCCUGCCAUUCCGUCAUCGGGUCAGUCAAGCUUGUGUGUGCGUGUGUGUGUGUGUGUGUGUGUGUUUGCGGGUGUGUUUGCGGGCGUGUGUGUGUGUGUGUGUGUGUAUAUAUGUAUGUGUGUGUGUGAGAGAGUGUGUGCGUGUGUGUGAGUGUUUGCAUACAAAGUGUACAUGUUUUUGAUUUUCAAUGGCAUCUGUGCUUUUACUUCCAAGUACUUUGUAUAUGCCCCCCCCCCCCCACACACACACACCCUGCCUGCCUGCCUGCCUUUACUGCUUUGCCGGAUGGAACCGGAACCGGCUAUGUUUUGCUCAGCGUUUAGCUUUGCUGAGCGUAAUUUAUAAAUUUUUCUUACCCUGCUCUAUUUUUGUUGCACCGGUGCUAUUUCUGGCGCUCAGGGCUGGCUUUCUUCGUCUGCUCUCGGACAGACGAAAUUAAAGCAGUGCCGGUCUCUUUUUCUCUUCUUUUCUUGGCUGCUGCUACUACCAGUACUUUACCAGCUUAGGUUUGAGUUUUAUCAGAGUCUAUGCUAGGUGUGAAAUGUGAAUGCCUUCGCUUGCGUUGAUGUGCUGUCGGUUUGUCCAUGAAUGUCUCCCCGGCUAGCCGGCGUAUGAUGAUAUUUGGAGCAGGGUCUCCCCCAAUGUUUGUGCUGUUAUCCGCGCUCGUGUUUACCGACCUGCUUGUCUCGACAUACCCGCACUUCCAUGUCAGCUGAGCAAUGGAAUGUGUGUAUCGUUCUCAUGCUCUCAGAACUUUAGUUAGAGCGUCUAGAAAGUGGCCUUUUCUAUCUCUUCA